This is a messenger RNA of Aspergillus fischeri NRRL 181, 1305 nucleotides long. Its product is annotated as metallophosphoesterase family protein. The transcript has 2 exons. Lineage: Eukaryota; Fungi; Ascomycota; Eurotiomycetes; Eurotiales; Aspergillaceae. Gene Ontology annotation, biological process: polyphosphate catabolic process. Bases 1 to 1305 code for a protein of 434 amino acids. Gene Ontology annotation, molecular function: phosphatase activity; endopolyphosphatase activity. Gene Ontology annotation, cellular component: cytoplasm. The record is from RefSeq and is a predicted model, not a curated record.
AUGACUCCUACAAAAGUUUCCGAUGAGAUAUUUCCAAUCACAACGUUUAUUUCGGAGCUACCGACCAGUUUCGUUCCGCAGUCCCUCCCAUCAUCUUCCGAAAAUGGCCCUGUCAGCCGGCGCUUGGUCAUUGUAGGCGAUGUGCAUGGGAUGCGAAAAUCCUUGGAGGCACUCCUAGACAAAGUUGGUUUCGAGAAACGCAACGGAGAUCAUCUAAUACUAGCUGGCGACCUAGUCAGUAAAGGGCCCGAUAGCCCUGGUGUUGUUGAUCUGGCUAUGAAGUUAGGCGCCACCGCAGUGAGAGGCAACCAUGACAAUGCUGUUAUUAAUGCGGCCGCGGAGAUCAGAGCCACAAAGGAUAGUCUACUACAAUCUGGAGGCUUGACGGGUAGUCCGGCCCUACCAGAAACCCCCGAAGCUGAUGUGCUCGGGAAUACUGUCCAAGAUCCCGAGGUCCCUGACAAAGACGCAUCAGCUACCACCGGGGCAAGUAGGAAACAUAGCGCAGCAACGUAUACUACAGCAUCGGCACUUUCGACCCGUCAGCUCGACUGGCUUGCCGCUUUGCCGUUGAUCUUGCGCAUCAAGCUACCUCCUAACUUGACAUCCUCCUUCGGCGAUACUUUAAUUGUUGUACAUGCGGGCCUCGUUCCUGGUAUCCCACUUGAAGCGCAGGAUCCACACGCUAUCAUGCAUAUGCGAUCCCUCGUCCGCACAUCUGGUGAGGAGAGCGAAUUCAAACCUGCUGAAACCUUCGGGGAAGAAGGCUGGGCUAUGGAAUGGGACCGAUGGCAAGAUAAGCUAGCAUCCAAGACUACUGUGAUAUUCGGACACGAUGCAAAGCGUCGUUUGCAACUGGGAAGGUAUACCAUCGGACUGGAUUCAGCGUGUUUAUACGGCCAUCGGUUAAGCGCGCUUGUGAUUACGGGUUGCGAUGGAGAAAUCAAGCACCAGGUUAUUCAAGUCGAAUGUGCUGAUGAGCCUGUAGUGGGAGGAGUAAAGCAUGGGGAAGAUCUGGCGGUUUCUGAGUGGGAGGCGAUCCUUGCCGACUUACAGGAAGCAGACCUCAGCCCCAGUAGAGUACUUUAUGUUAUACAGCCAGUGAUCGAUCAGGCAGAAACAGAGAUGUUUUUAGAUGAGGAAAUGAAGGUGCAGCGAUGCCGACUAGUCGGCACGUAUCACAGUGUACAUGGCGACUUCUCUGUACUAGGGGCGUGGAGGAUCGGCAUGUCAAAUAAGAGAAUUACUAAUAUGGCGAAUGGACGGGCCAGGAAGUUGGGAAGCAUGGUUUUGAACAAGGACUAG